GUAUUUAGUAGUUAUAUCACAAAUACAAUGAACGAAUAGAGUGAGGUUAAUUAAGGUAGUUUUAUUUUAUUAUGAGUACACCGCCUGUUUUUUAUUUUAAAUAAUAAGCAAAAGAUUUGAGCGCUUAUAUAGUUUAACUAGACCCCUUUGUCCUUCCUUUGUAUAUUCCAAAUUAUGUGGUGCCUUGUCUGCUGGUACAGUCGGUAUGGAGUCGCAGGUCAUCACUAACCCAGAGGAGAUCACCACCCUGUACAGGGAGCACAGCCGCUUUCCCUCCCUGUCCAAAGCCUGUGUUGGACCGGUGAUUACUUCCCAGUAUGGAGGCAAAUACAGCAACAUCUACACAGAAUGGAGCCAGCGGGAUUUGGAACGCAAUGAGAACGUCAAGUUCUGCAGGCAGUACAUCGCGUUCCACGACGACAAGUCCAUCGUCUAUUCUGGUCCGUCUGGAAACUGCACAGAGAUAAAGGGAGAGCUGCUGAGCAGAGACUCCCCGUCAGGAGCGAUGAAAGCUGUCAUCAGGGAGUGCAGCAACAAAGGAGAGGAGAAACAAUUUCUCGAGAUCUGGAGCAAGAACUGCAAAGUGAAAAGCAUCAAUCUGACAGGACUGAAGAAACAUGGCAAAGUCUUUGACGACGACCAGUUUGGAUGCCUGGUGUGGUCUCACUCGGAGACCCACCUCCUGUACGUGGCAGAGAAAAAGCGUCCGAAGACGUGCUCGUUUUUUGAGACGGAGUCCCCAGAGCUGAGUGGUCUGGGGGAUGAGGUGGAAACUCUGAAAGCCGACAAGAAAGACAGCGUCAUCAAGGGGGAGCAGUUUGUGUUCUAUGAAGACUGGGGGGAAACCCUGGUGAACAAGAGCGCUCCAGUCCUGUGUGUCCUUGAUGUAGAAAGCAACAACAUCUCCGUGCUGGAGGGGGUCCCAGAGAACAUCUCACCUGGGCAGGCGUUCUGGGCUGCUAACGACACCGGGGUUGUCUUUGUGGGGUGGAGGCACGAGCCAUUCAGGCUGGGACUCAAGCACUGUCCCAAUAGAAGGUCCUCCUUGUUCUACGUGGAUCUCAGUGGUGGUAAAUGUGAGCAGCUCUCCUCGGACACGAAGGCGGUGUGCUCCCCCCGUCUCAGUCCGGAUCAGUGCCGGAUCGUCUACCUGGAGUGUGGGGUGUUCGGGCCCCAUCAGCAGUGCAGCCGGCUGUGCAUGUAUGACUGGUACACCAAAACGACGUCAACAGUGGUGGACAUCGUCAGUAGACCCAGAGAGGAUGGCUUCACUGGGAUCUACACCUCCUCCCUGCCCGGGUUCUGCUGGUCGGCUGACAGCCAGCGUGUCCUGCUGAACUCCCCUCAGAGAAGCAGGAAGGAGCUGCUUGUGGUGGACAUAAACACAGGGGCUGUGGAAUCCCUUACCGCCGGUUCAAGCAUGGGGAGCUGGACACUGCUGACCAUUGACCGGGACCUCAUGGUGGUCAGCUGCUCCUCCCCUAACUGCCCACCCAGCCUGAAACUGGGCUUCCUCCCGCCAGCGGGCUCCGAGGCUGUGAGCUGGGUCUCUCUGGAAGAGUCUGAGCCUAUCCCUGAGAUUGAGUGGAGAGUGCUGACCUUCACCUCUCCUCUUGAGCAAGAGAACCAGACAUACCCCGGCUUGAGUUACGAGGCUCUGUUCCUUAAACCGGCAAAAGCGAAAGAAGGAGAAAAGCUGCCUCUGAUUGUGAUUCCACACGGAGGCCCGCACUCCGUGUUUGUUGCGGAGUGGCUCCUGUCUCAGGCUGUCCUGUGUAAGAUGGGCUUUGCGCUGCUUCUGGUGAAUUACAGAGGCUCGAUCGGAUUUGGCCAGGACAGCGUCCUCUCUCUGCCUGGAAAUGUAGGAGACCAGGAUGUGAAGGAUGUGCAGUACUCAGUGGAGAGCGUCCUAAAGACGGAGUCGCUCGAUGAGCAGAAGGUUGCUGUGAGUGGAGGUUCGCACGGCGGCUUCCUGGCCUGCCACCUGAUUGGACAGUACCCCGAGUUCUACAAGGCCUGUGUGGCCAGGAACCCUGUUAUCAACCUGGCCUCCAUGAUUGGGAGUACAGACAUCCCCGACUGGUGCAUGGUGGAGGCUGGCUUUGACUACAGCACUGACGCACUGCCUGACCCUGCUGUCUGGGAGCAGAUGUUGAAUAAAUCUCCUAUCAGACAUGCCCCUAAGGUAAAGACUCCUGUUUUACUAACUCUGGGAGAGGAUGACAAACGAGUUCCCAGCAAGCAGGGAAUUGAGUACUACCGUGCAUUGAAGGCGCUGGGAGUCCCUGUCAGGUUGCUGUGGUACCCCGGUAACAACCACUCCCUAUCCAAAGUGGACGCAGAGUCCGAUGGGUUCAUGAACAUCGCUCUCUGGAUCAGUCAGCACCUUAAACUGUGACCGCUGAAACCUUAAUGCUUUACUUCCUUAUGCAUGCGUUUCAUAGACAUGCAUCCAAUAUAGCAGUGCCAAUACAUCGCUACAGCACUUACUGGCUUCAUGUACUACAAAUGGGGGCUGAUGCCAGAAUCCCCUAAUGACCCGUGCAUCCAACCCAGCAAACGUAAUACGGGUCAUGCAUGAAGUAGCAGUCAUGCUUUAUUUUAAGGGCCAUUUUUUAGUUUAUUAACGGUUAACAAAUAUUGUUAAUUUUUAGCUUAUGGUUAGGGUCAGGGAUAGGGUUAGGGAUAAUAAAAAACCUGAUUUAAUAUCAUCAUAAUGAUCAUCCAUAGGGCUAUAGUGUUUGCAGUUUUAGCUGGCCUAUUAUAUAUUAUUAACUAACAAUUAACAGAAAAUAAAUAAUGUACAUUAACAUGUUUAUUAGCUGUUUGUUAACAGUUAAUAAACUAAAAAAAGGCCCUUAAAAUAAAGUGACCAAAAUAGCUCUUAAAUGGGCCAAAGGUUGUAUCCGAGUUCCUUACUUUUAAGUAUCAAACCCUGCAGUUCAUUUCAAAAAGGAUAUCUUAAAAAAAAAAAAAAAAAAAAAAAAACAUUUUAAAUUAUAAGGCAUGACUAGCCAUGUAAUUGCAUUGUAAUAUCAGGGUAUUGUAAAUGCCAAUGGUUGCUAACUGGAGUGUACAGUAGGUACAUGACAAUGACCUUGUGAGUGAUGCAUUGUUACCUGAUGUAAUUAGAGUACAUUUCCCUGGAAUGACACGUGUAUUCCACCAGCAGGAUCCAUUGGUAGUUACCCAGUUAUUACAUGUUAAUGUAUGCCCUGUAAUCUAAAGCACUUCUGUAACAUCUUUAUAACACUACAUUUUCACUAAGGGCGCUUGCAGUUGCCUAAUUUAGAAUACUCUACUUUGGGCAUAUCUGGAAGCACAUAUUGUGUGUAUAGCUUGGAAGCAAGUGCAAAGAGAAAAGAUCUCAAUAUUCUCACUGUUAGUAAACUUUAUUGGGAGCCAUGCAAGCUGUUUGUUGUAUUAACAUUUAUAAAAAAGUUCUUGUGUGGCUUCCAAAUAAGAUUAGUAGGGACUGAAGUCAUCUUCUGAAGUCAUCUGUACUGUUUGUGUUGAGCUUCUUGCUCUGACUCCCUCCCAAAGCCCUGCUGGAAGCCAAGGAUAAGUUUAGUGUUGUGGUCACCGCUUCUUAACGACGUUACACUCUAAUUUAUCAGGAGAAUGUUUCUAACUAAACCAGAAGCAUUUCUUUGGGAACAUUUACAUACUGGCUUUUUUUGUACUACUAGGUGUAAAAAGCAGGUUGGUUUGGGUGCUUAUAUUGAUGUAUAUUACUUUGUUAAAAAACGCUGUUCAUGUAAUUAUGAAAAAUGAUAAUAAACAGGUUAAUCUUUCACGCAAA
Acipenser ruthenus (sterlet) is the source of this 3802-nucleotide messenger RNA. Its product is annotated as acylamino-acid-releasing enzyme. Gene Ontology annotation, biological process: proteolysis. Bases 206 to 2398 code for a protein of 730 amino acids. Gene Ontology annotation, molecular function: serine-type endopeptidase activity. The record is from RefSeq and is a predicted model, not a curated record. The transcript is spliced from 22 exons. Lineage: Eukaryota; Metazoa; Chordata; Actinopteri; Acipenseriformes; Acipenseridae.